Messenger RNA from Lactuca saligna, 408 nucleotides. NCBI's taxonomy places the organism in Eukaryota, Viridiplantae, Streptophyta, Magnoliopsida, Asterales, Asteraceae. The record is from the annotation of a GenBank genome assembly.
AUGAGAGACCCGAUUUCUUCUUCCUCCUUCUUCAUCAGAUCGAGAAGGCAUCAGGCGACCGAGAAGGCAUCGUGGCUGGUCUUAAUCUGUUCUUCUCUUCUUCCUUAUUCCGUGGAUACUGUUGGUGUUGUUCUCAUGGAGGGGGUUCCUCCUGAUUUGGAACCUGAUGAUGUUAUUAUGAAAAAAGAAAGGGGAAAAAUGUCUGGAGUGAAUUUGGUGGAUUCCCUUUUGGAUGCUGGAUGUGAUGCGAUUUCUAUUGAGAAUAAGGGCUUGGGAUUGUCGAAUGGUUCUGAGGGUGUUGUGAUGGGAUCGAAGAUUUCUUCUAAAGUGGUUAUGGCUGAUAUCGCUAGUUCUCCAAUGGUUAAUCAUGUCAUUCGCAAUCCCAUUAAGGAGGAAGGAGUGACAUAA